UUAAUAUUUCUUUGAGAUGUUAACGUGUUAGGAAUCUCUUAUUGAAGUGGCAGAACAAGGAACAAAAAAAAUGGAGGAAUUAAGUGAAUUAGAGAAGGAGUAUUCACCAAGUGUGUGGACCAAGAGAUUCGCAAAGGUUCAAUUGAUAGAGAAUCACAAGAAAGUGAUAAGAGAUGCCAACAUCUUGGCCAGAGACACACUAAGGUGUGAGCUGAAUGUGCCUUAUGGGCCAGGGAGAAGGUCUAAAUUGGAUAUUUAUGGCACAGAUCUGCCAUCUGAUGUUCCAAUUUUUGUGCUCCUCCACGGUGGCUACUGGCAUAUGGAGUUAUUCACUAAGGAGUAUGGUAGCUUUGGUACCCUCCCACUUGUUCAUGCUGGUUGCAGGGUAAUAGCGGUUGAUUACGAAAUGUGCCCUGAGGUGACCUUAACUGAACUCGUGGAGCUAACACAUAAAUGCUUCACUUACAUCCUGAAUUAUGCUGCCCGGAUUGGUGCUUCAUCCGUGAAUUUCCUCGGCCAUUCAGCUGGUGCUCAUCUCAUUAUAGCCCAAUUCCAAGAAGGAGAGUUCUCUCGUCUCCCUCACCGGGAUCUCAUACGAGGUGUCUAUCUCCUGAGCGGAGUGUACGACAUUCGGGAGUUGCGUCACACAAAAGUUGCCAACAAUGGGAAUAUCUUGUCCAUCACGGAUGACAAUGUUGUUUCGCUCUCUCCAUCCUUGGCUGAUUAUGGGCAUUUAGCUGGAACUUCUACAAACUUCUCUGUUGUUGUGACUGAGAAUGAAUCUCCAUCUUACAAGAAAAUAUCUCAAGGCAUGAAGGAUGCUCUUGCCAAGGGAACUGAAAGGGUUAAAUUUAUUUUACUUCCAAAUCGAGAUCAUUUUGAUCUUGUUGAACAACUUAAUGACAAGGAUGGAGAACUCACAAAAAUCCUCAUUGAAGAUUUGGCCAAGGAUUGAAGAUCUAUGAGUAAUGUUGACUGAAUACAAAUUAAUUUGAAACCUUUCUCUGUCUCUGAAAUUUUAUCAAAAUCGGACAAAGUGUUGUUUGAGAGUUUAAGUAAAGAGAUCAUUUUCAGAAUA
This is a messenger RNA of Lutzomyia longipalpis, 1078 nucleotides long. Its product is annotated as kynurenine formamidase-like. Lineage: Eukaryota; Metazoa; Arthropoda; Insecta; Diptera; Psychodidae. The coding region runs from base 71 to 955 and encodes 294 amino acids. The record is from RefSeq and is a predicted model, not a curated record. Gene Ontology annotation, molecular function: hydrolase activity. The transcript has 3 exons.